This is a messenger RNA of Larimichthys crocea (large yellow croaker), 4820 nucleotides long. It is a transcript of the gene add1, whose product is annotated as adducin 1 (alpha). The transcript is spliced from 18 exons. Gene Ontology annotation, biological process: positive regulation of establishment of endothelial barrier; barbed-end actin filament capping; positive regulation of adherens junction organization. The record is from RefSeq and is a predicted model, not a curated record. Gene Ontology annotation, molecular function: actin filament binding. Bases 171 to 2873 code for a protein of 900 amino acids. Gene Ontology annotation, cellular component: adherens junction; plasma membrane; focal adhesion. Lineage: Eukaryota; Metazoa; Chordata; Actinopteri; Sciaenidae.
GGGAUGAUGGUGGACGGGGCGGAGCGACGCAGGGACGACGAGCGCAGAGAGAUAAACCCACUCUGAAAGCACCAGGGUCGGGGACAAAAAUAGUGAAACCCGCCGUCCCGCUUUCACCGAGCAUUGUUUAUAUUUCAUCGCUUCAUCAAAGAGAGGGAGGCCAGCCCAAGAUGAACGGCGAGUCAGGUGCCGGGGUGGUGACGGCUCCCCCUCCCACCACAGCCCCCCACAAGGAGCGGUACUUCGACCGGGUGGACGAGAGCAACCCAGACUACCAGAGGGAGAGAAACAUGGCACCCGACCUGCGACAGGACUUCAACAUGAUGGAACAGAGAAAGAGGGUCUCCAUGAUACUACAGAGCCCGGCAUUCUGCGAUGAGCUGGAGACAAUGAUCCAGGAUCAGCUGAAGAAGGGCAAGACGCCCACUAGCCUGUUGGCUCUGCAGCAGAUCGCAGACUUCAUGACCACCAGCAUGCCUUCUAUGUAUCCCGCUGCACCACAAGGAGGCAUGGCGGCGCUCAACAUGAGUUUGGGCAUGGUGACGCCAGUGAAUGAUCUGCGUGGCUCAGACUCUAUUUCCUAUGACAAAGGCGAGAAGCUGCUUCGCUGCAAGCUGGCUGCCUUUUAUCGGCUCACUGACUUGUUCGGCUGGUCGCAGCUCAUCUACAACCACCUUUCAGUCAGGGUGAACUCAGACCAGGAGCGCUUCCUAAUUGUCCCUUUUGGGCUGCUGUACAGUGAAGUCACCGCCUCCAGUCUGGUGAAGAUCAACCUUCAAGGUGAGAUAGUGGACCGGGGCAGCACCAAUCUCGGGGUGAACCAGGCCGGCUUCGUCCUACACGCUGCAAUCUAUGCUGCACGGCCUGAUGUCAAGUGUAUUGUACAUAUACACACACCUGCAGGUGCCGCGGUAUCAGCCAUGAAAUGUGGCCUGUUGCCCAUCUCACCUGAGGCAUUGUCCCUGGGCGAAGUGGCCUAUCACGACUACUAUGGCAUACUAGUGGAUGAGGAAGAAAGUGUUCUCAUACAGAGGAACCUUGGGCCAAACAGCAAGGUGCUCAUCCUGAGAAACCACGGCUUGGUGUCUGUAGGCGAAACAGUGGAGGAAGCUUUCUAUUACAUCCACAAUCUGGUCACCGCCUGUGAGAUUCAGGUGCGAACACUGGCCAGCGCUGGAGGACCAGAUAAUCUGGUGAUGCUGGAUCCGGGGAAAUACAAAGCACGGCCACGAGUCCCGGAGCCAGCGGGCGACGGGUCCUCUGCACAUCCCAAGUGGCAAGUCGGGGAGCAGGAGUUUGAGGCUCUCAUGAGAAUGCUCGACAACUUGGGUUACAGGACGGGCUACCCUUACCGCUGCCCGGCAUUGCGAGACAAAGCUAAAAAGUACAGUGACGCGGAGAUCGCUUCCUCUGCCCAUGGUGGUUACUCAUACGGCGAGGACAGUGACUCAGGCGCUCGCUCCCCACUGAAACACAGCUUCCAGCGCGGCCAGCGCGACAAGACCCGCUGGGUCAAUGCCAGCGAGCCCUGCGAGGACGGGCCCGACGGCAGCAGCCCCAAGUCGAAGCCUAAGGUGUGGACGAACAUAACACACGAUCACGUCAAACCCUUGCUGCAGUCUCUCUCGUCUGGUGUCUGCGUGCCAAGCUGUAUAACCAACUGCUUGUGGUCAAAAGAAGACGGACUCCGCCAGGCUGCUGUAGCCAAUCAGUUCAUCCCAAUGAACACCAACCCAAAAGACGUCCUGGAAAUGAGGAAUAAGAUCCGGGAGCAGAACCUGCAGGACAUAAAGACAGCAGGGCCCCAGUCUCAGGUUCUGUGUGCCAGCACCGUGGUGGAACGUUCCUUUAACCAGAGAUUGACAAUCUGGCAGGACGCCCCUCUGUCUGACUGUACAGACACUAUUGAUGGCCUCGAUGUGUCCGAGGGGUCCUAUAGUCCUGCUAAAUCAUUUAGAAAGGGGGAGCUGGUGACCGCAUCCAAGGCCAUCAUCGAAAAGGAGUACCAGCCCAAGGUUAUCGUCAGCAAGCAGGGUCCCAACCCCUUCACCAAACUCACCGACCAGGAGCUGGAGGCAUACCGCAAGGAGGUGGAGCAGAAACAGAAAGGCCCUGAAGUGCAGGGCCGAGAUGAUAGUAAGGAGGGAUCGGCCUCCAGCGUACCUUGUUCUGAGCCUGAAAUGCUACUGGGGGAUCAAGACUCCACACCUCUGCAUUCACCCACCUUCUUGAAAGCCCCACCUGCCCCAACUGCCACGCCGGCUACACCGGCCUCUGAGCAGGACUCCUCUUCCUGCCGCCUCUCCAGCGGGGCUGAGCCAGUCCAGGUUGGAGCAGGCUCUGCGGAGACUGUUGUGGACGAUGUUUUUUCCAGCACAGACGAGGUUCUUUCAGCUCCAGACUCCCCGCAUAAGGAGUUCCACUGCGCCGUGCUGCGAGCCCUCAGCAAGGAGUCUUCAAUGGUAGAUGCGGCUAAGGCAGAUCAGGCUCCAGACCUGGAGGUAGAGCAAGUAGAGCCUGAGGAGGAGCCCAAAGACCAGAAACCCACCACCACGCCACCCAGCACCCCGAUCAGAGCAGAAGAAGAGUCCUUGCCAGAACAGUCCUAUAAAGAUGAGAGUGACGCAGCCACCCUGAGACAGACCCUUCCAGAUCUAACACCUGAUGACCCCUCCGAUGCCCCAGCACUUCCUGCCGAAGACUCCGCCUCUGCCCCUGCCGCCGCAGACGCAGACGCAGCUGAGGGGGAGGAACCCGCUGACACUGGCGACCAGGACGGUGAAGAGUCUCCCAGCAAAUCACCGUCCAAAAAGAAAAAGAAGUUCCGCACUCCUUCCUUCCUAAAGAAAAACAAAAAAAAGACAGAGUCCUAGAUUGGUGAAUGUCGGAUCGGUCCUCAAGGCUGGCCUCUGCCUCUUUUCAUUUUCGCUUUUUGUCUGCUAUCAUUGCACCCUUCGAGCAAAGCCACAGUUACACACAGUUACGCUUUUUGUUGUUUUUGAUAUCAUUUGUCGCUGGCUUAUUAACCUAUUUUUCCUCGUUAGUGUGUGCCAAUUUUGUAUACAGUGUAAAAAUGAUUGAUUGCAUAAAGGUUUUUAAUUAUUAGAGGCUUUUAGUUGUGAGUGCAUUGUCUUGUCCACUCCAUCUGGCCUUUUAUGCAUGUCUAUUACUACAGGCCCACACACUUGAUGUGAGGUUUUAGGGUUUUAUCGCCCUCCUUUUUUUAAAAAGAGUAUUGCUAAACUGUUGUAACCACUAGAAUGUAUUGGGAUUGUAUCAAAAAAAAAAAUGUCCAAGUGUCUUUUAAAAAUAAUGAAUGCUGAAAGAAAUGCUUGUACCGUCUCAUUUCUGACAGUACGAAAUACAAAUUGCAUAGUGCUAAUUUUACCUCUGAAGCUGUGCACUGAUGUAAUUACAUGUUAGCAGGCCAGAAGAACUACAGUUGGAAAAUGCAGUCACACAAAAUCCAUGUUGAUGUCUCCCAUUAAUCCAAUAUUUUGAUUAAAUCGUCCACAUACAAGCUAAAUCAUACAAUCUGGGUGUUUUGUUGACUUUCUUUUUAAAACUCAAAAUCCCACAAUCAUUCAUCACAGCCUUAACUUACAGGUAUGUUGUAUAGUGCGUCAGAGCUUUAUAUUAUUUGGAAGUUUCAGUGUGGUUCAAGACAAAGCGUCAGUCGUCCCGUAAGUGUUGGCAAGCGAUUGUGCUUGUUGAUUACUCCAUGGGUUUGAUCAUGUAUUUGCUCCUGGCUGUAAGUCGUUGAUAUGAAGGAAUGUGUUUAAAAAAACAACUCAGUUUAUGUUUUUCAUUUAUUCUAAUUAUUUGAGCCUGUCUUUGUUUUGCUCCCUCUCUCCCUGUCUAAAAACAGACAGAUAUGCUACAUAUUGUGAGUUUACAUAUUUCAUUCAUGUAAUUUUUUCUUUCUUUUUUUUUAUCUUCUUGCGCUUUUUCUCACAAUAUAGAUUGAGCUAUGAUUGCUUGCUGUGAGAGAGCACUGUGAACCUCCUCUUUUUAUAAACCACUGUCUGGGAACUCAUACCACAUGUUGCAUUUAGAUAGUCACAAUCAGUCAUCGUAAAUAUAGAUACAGUUGUUACAGAACGUGUAUAUGACAGUGUCACUGUUAUGAAGCUGCAUGAUCAAUCAUAUUUCAGAGCUUUUGAACCUGGUUAUUCCUGUGUAAAACUCCACUUUGAGCAAAUAGACUUCAUCAUAAAUACUUGUGUGUUUCCAGUUGCGGUAAAGACACGGUGUACACUGGAGAAGCUUUUUUUUUUUUUUAUGUCACUGAUAUAUAAUCAAUGGUAUGAUGGCAAAUGAGCUGUGCUUAAGGUUGCAGGGCAUUAAUAACGAGACCAUCUCUACGCAUUGUAUUCAUCCUGUUUUAGUAAAAGGUUAAUCCUCAGUCUAAGUCACGGUGAACCAAAAGGCAAAAAUAAAAGAAGCUUCACAUAACCUGAGACGCUUAAUAAACCUUCGCCUUUGUUCACAACAGGUGGUGUAUCUACAUCUUUACAUACACAGACUGUCUAACUCACGAAUGACUGCAUGUGUAGAGUGCUUAAAGUGUGCGCUGUCCUUUUUAAAUAACUAACUACCCCUAAUUAUAUUUUAAUUUUAGCUAUAGGUUGCCUUGUAGUCAUGGUUUUCAUUUGAGUCAACCAUAGAUUUUGUUUUUAAUCUCACAGCUACGCUGAUUUGUAUUCUCUUCCAACUUAAAUGUGUCAUCAUUAUAUCAUCUACAGACUUAAUACUUCCACCCAUGUUUUCUCAUGGUUCUGCCUCUUUUACAACCAUGAAUAAAAAACACUACCGUGAAA